This is a messenger RNA of Eublepharis macularius, 1140 nucleotides long. RefSeq names its product zinc finger protein 664-like. Bases 1 to 1140 code for a protein of 379 amino acids. Gene Ontology annotation, biological process: regulation of transcription by RNA polymerase II. NCBI's taxonomy places the organism in Eukaryota, Metazoa, Chordata, Lepidosauria, Squamata, Eublepharidae. Gene Ontology annotation, molecular function: DNA-binding transcription factor activity, RNA polymerase II-specific; RNA polymerase II cis-regulatory region sequence-specific DNA binding. The transcript has 6 exons. The record is from RefSeq and is a predicted model, not a curated record.
AUGUAUGUUUACCCCACCCAAGCAUCCAAGCACCGGUCUUAUGAGGCAUGCUGCAAACCCAACGCCCAGGGGCCAGCCAUGUCCUUCGAGGAUGUGGCCAUUUUCUUCACACCGGAGGAAUGGUCUCUUCUGGACGCGGCCCAAAAAGCUCUCUACUGGGAAGUCAUGGAGGAAAAUUACGAGGCUGCGGCCUCUGUGGGGCUUUGGGUCCCCGGGCCAUUCCUCAGCUGUGAACUGCAUCCAAGGGAAAACCAGUUCCUGGGGAACUCUGAGGAAUCCGAAAUGACUGCCGGUGUCUGUUUGUCAGAAAGCUCUCCACUUCCCAAAGAUGAUGACUUCGCUUGCCCGGAGACUGAGGAGAAGUUUAUCCAGGAAUCUGUGGAAACAGAGCUCCAAGCAGUAGGACAUGAAUGGGGGACUGAAAAUGAGAACAAACCAGAACGGGUGUCUGUGGAAAGAGACCAGGAUCUGGAGAUGGAAGGCGAAUCGGAGACCCGAGAGGAAGCCAAGAGGAAGCCGAAAAGGAAAAGAGAACCAUAUAAAUGCAUGGAGUGUGGUAAGAGCUUCUCUGUGAGUGGUGGCCUAACUAAACAUCAAAGGAUUCACACAGGGGAGAAGCCAUAUAAAAGCUUGGAAUGUAGUAAGGGCUUCUCUUACAGUAGUUCUCUAAAGCAACAUCAAAAGAUUCACGCAGGGGAGAAGCCGUAUAAGUGCUUGGAGUGUGAAAGGAGCUUCUUUCAGAGUAGUAAACUAACAAAACAUCAGAGGAUUCACACAGGGGAGAAGCCACAUAAAUGCUUGGAGUGUGGUAAGAGCUUCUCUUACAGUAGUUCUCUAAAGCAACAUCAAAAGAUUCACACAGGGGAGAAGCCAUAUAAGUGCUUGGAGUGUGGUAAGAGCUUCUCUCAGGGUAGUGACUUAACUAAACAUCAGAGGAUUCACACAGGGGAGAAGCCGUAUAAGUGCUUGGAGUGUGGAAAGAGCUUCUCUCAGGGUAGUGACUUAACUAAACAUCAGAGGAUUCACACAGGGGAGAAGCCGUAUAAGUGCUUGGAGUGUGGAAAGAGCUUCUCUCUGAGUAGUAACCUAACUAAACAUCAGAGGAUUCACACAGGAGAGAAGCCGUAUAAAUGCUUGUAG